CAUAUAAAUAAUAGAUUUAAAAAUGUUAUAUAUUACAAUUUUCAUUUUAGUUUUGGUUUAUUUGGUAAUAAUUUAAUAUCUAGAAUUUUUUCAUUUGAAAUGCGCAAUAAGUUAACAACCUGCUGAAUAAAGUACCGUUGACAGUUGUACGCAAUCGAUAACCGUAUUUGUUGUGUUUUCAUCGUUCUCUGUUUUAAAUAAAACUUUGGAAAAGAUACCGAAUACAUUGUUAUAUUAAUAAUUCUUUAUAAUAUGGGAAUUUUGUGUGCAUCUUGUUGUAAAGAAUCAUCUUCACUUGAAGACACAACACCUGAUUUGGAAACAAGACGAAGAAGACAAAUGGAAGCAGCCGAAAAGAGAAUAGCAGAACAGGAACAACGAGGUAUAAAAGAUAUUGAGUCGGUUAAAAGAAAACAAAAACGUAUUAUGGAACUUGAAAAACGUGAAGAAGAAGCUGGUAAUAUGAGUGGGCAAGGCAAACUUAAGUGGCAAGUGAAUUGAGUCAAGAAAAAUGGGUACAUAGAUAAAGUGCACUUAUUUAAAAACGAAUGAUUAUAUAUAUAUAUAUAUACAUAUAUAUAUAUAAAUAUUAUAUGUCUUGUAUAAAUGUGCAAAGACUAUUAAGAAAACAGUAAAAUAUCUUAUCGGCUAUACUAUGUGAUAUAAUACCGAAUGUUUUGAAUUUCUAUUCUUUAAAAUAAUAGAUUUCUUUUUUUUAAUCUAGAAAUACAUUUUAUUAUUUAAUACAACAGUUCAUGUUUUUCAUUAGACAUCUUUUAGUAUAUAAUUCUAUAGCAUAUAAAAAAGGUUUUUUUUUUUUCUAUAAAACAAGUAUUUACAAUAAUGUUAUAUGAUGUUGUGUUUGCAUAUUUUAUUGCUUCUGUAUUAUUAUUACUGAGGCUUUUUUCUAUUGUAAUACUUUUCAACUAAUAUCUCAUAUAUAUAUAUAUAUAUAUAUGUAUCACUUUUUUUGAAUGUAUCACUAUUACAGAGUUAUCUAUUUUUUUAUAUAAAUGUGCAAGAAGACCAUACAAACUUGUGCAUAAUUUUAAUUAUUACAAGAAUAAUUAAAACUGCUUAUUAAAUAUUAACGCAACAAUUGAAUGUUCCAUUAUUUGUAUCGGUAAUGUGCAUACUUUCAGAAAUAAUUCAUGUGUUAAUAUCAACAAUUAUAAAAUGUAAAAUGAACUUUUGUAAAUGUAUUGAUCUGGAGAUAAAAGACUAAAUUUAUCGAUUAUUGUUUAAAAAUAAAUUCUAUACUAUAUGGAGAGAAAAUUUUUCUAAUAAUUUAUUUCAUUGUACAGUUAAAAUACGUAUAGAAAAUACAUGAUAGUAAUAUUGCAGGGAAAUCCCAUUUAUAAUAUUUACUAUUUAUUACGUUAAAUUAUAUAGAGUAUAUUUUUGUUAUUAAUACACACACACACACACACACAUACAUACAGACACACACACAUAAUCUUGGAUAUAAAUUUUCAAGUAAUAUUAAAUUACAUUUUAUAUGUGUAUUUUUUUGAAUUACAGAUUGUUAAUGUUAUAUAAAUAUGUUUAUUGAUGGUAAAAAAGACUAUCCUUAUUUUUAAUUAUAUAAUAAAUUGUGCUCAUUUAAUCA
Messenger RNA from Vespa velutina, 1609 nucleotides. RefSeq names its product small VCP/p97-interacting protein (gene Svip). The transcript is spliced from 3 exons. Lineage: Eukaryota; Metazoa; Arthropoda; Insecta; Hymenoptera; Vespidae. Gene Ontology annotation, cellular component: endoplasmic reticulum membrane. Bases 253 to 501 code for a protein of 82 amino acids. The record is from RefSeq and is a predicted model, not a curated record. Gene Ontology annotation, biological process: positive regulation of autophagy; negative regulation of retrograde protein transport, ER to cytosol; negative regulation of VCP-NPL4-UFD1 AAA ATPase complex assembly.